CACACACUCAACCAAGUAUUAAUAUUUUUUAUCUUUUAUAUUUGAAUCACUAUUUACUUCUAUACAAGGUUAAGGGUUAGUAAAUUAUAUUAAAAAAAAUACCACCUCUUCUAUAUUAUGUGAAAAAAAAGGGAAGAAGAUUGUUUCAUAAAAUUGCUCACAAGUCACAACUAACGAAGGAUAAGAGAGUUACCAAAAACAAAAACAAAAAAAUAAAAAAAAGGGACUUCGUCCCGGGAAAAUAAUAUUUUGCGUGUUUUAUAUUUUGCGUGUUUUGUGAGUGAAUAGUUUUGAAGAAAAAUAGGUAAUAGGGGAAACCAAAUUUUCUCUUCCCUUUAUUUUUCUUUCCAUCCAAACUCCAAAAAAGCUUAAAUAUUUUUCUUUCCAAUUCCAAAAAAGCUUAAAUUUUUUUUCUUUCCUUUUUUUUUUUUUUUUUAGUCGAAUGUAACUAAUCAAACAAAACCUACUAGAUUCUUCGACUCAAUGGUGUUGAACUCCUCUUCUAUUUGAUGUUUCACACGCUUAAAUCGACCAUAUAUUUAAAGUUUGAAGUUUAAAUUUUAAACCUAUUAAAAAAUAAAAAAAUGGAAAGUAAACCCUUUUAAAAUCUCCUCUCUUGUUUGGGAACAACCAAAAAUGUAAAAUCUGUUCCAUUGAAAGUCGAAACCCCCUCUUUGAUUCCUCUCUCUCUCUCUCUCUCUAUCUCUGUGCAUAAACCCAAGAAACCUCUCUCUUAUUCUCUCUCUCCAUAAACCCUAGAAACCGCUCUGGAUAUCUAUUUUUCUCUUUCAGCACUCAUGGAAUGGGAAACAAUAGGCUUGGAAUCACCAUCAACAUCAACAACUCAGCAGCAACCGAGCCGAGUUUCCACGAGUCAACUCGCUCCCUACUCGUCCACAACUCGUGAUCUCCUCUCUCCAUGCCCUUCGUCUUCGAAAAAGAAAGAUCGGCACAGAAAGGUGAACGGAAGAGGCCGGCGGGUCCGAGUCCCGGCCUUGUGCGCCGCCCGAAUCUUCCAACUCACACGCGAACUCGGCCACCGCACCGAGGGAGAAACCAUCGACUGGCUCCUCCGCCACGUUCCUCCCUCCCACUUCCCCUCUUCCUCCGCUCCUCCAAGCAACACCGCCGCCUCCGCGCCUUCUCAUUCGGAAUCUCCGAUGACUCCUUACUUUGCUCCGCCGAUUACGGCGGUCACGGGGAACGAUUGUUUACCGGAACUCCUCCUGUUCCCAGCGGAGAGUGAGAGUGCGUUCCCGAACAUGUCAUUCACGUCGUUGUUGAUGGAAGGAGGAGGAGAAAUUGAAGAUCAGUUGAGGAGAGAGAAAGUGAACGAUGAUGCUUAUUCUCAGCGAUCAAUAGAUACGGACUACUCUAGUUUCUUUUGAAUUUAACGAAUGUGAAAUCUGUUUCGGAUUAUUGGAAUGGGACCCGAUGUUUGUUUCUUGUUUUGGUUGGGGCCACAUAGUAGUAUGUAUGUGUGUAUACACAAUGUUGGGACUUUAUGGUAGAUCAUGGCAAUGAAUAGCCAUACUUGUGUUUUUUUUUUUUUUUUCCUUGGCCUCGUGGAGAAUUGACCAUUGUUUUAGGAUAAGAAAUGCCAAGCUGAAUUUGAUCAUCAUUAAUUAUGUAUCCAAUGAAUUACUAAUUUGCAUUAUUUUACCACUUCAUUCAUAAUAUGAUCGCAUUGAUUCACUUUCA
Cornus florida is the source of this 1701-nucleotide messenger RNA. RefSeq names its product transcription factor TCP11-like. The coding region runs from base 798 to 1388 and encodes 196 amino acids. NCBI's taxonomy places the organism in Eukaryota, Viridiplantae, Streptophyta, Magnoliopsida, Cornales, Cornaceae. The record is from RefSeq and is a predicted model, not a curated record. Gene Ontology annotation, molecular function: DNA-binding transcription factor activity; sequence-specific DNA binding. The transcript has a single exon. Gene Ontology annotation, cellular component: nucleus.